AUGUCGACAAACGACCAGCCCCCGAUCUCAUCCAAUUCGCGCAAUAAAUUGAAUGCUUUUCGCUUUCAGAAACAGACUUCAGAUGAUCGAUCGGCAAAGAACGAGUCGAAAAAGCCUCAUGGGAACAAGGAGAACCAGAGCUCGUGGUUGAACGGCGUCGUUGAUCCAAUGCACACAUCGCCUGAUAAAGAAGAUGCUUCCGAAGCUCUUCGAAAUGUCACCCAGGAGGCUGUUUCCCAGGGACCUCAAGAGGCCAAAUCGAUCAAAGAGUGUCCGAAGACUCCGGGGAACCGAAUCCCUCUAGCAGACCUAAUUAGCAAUGCCGAAGACUCAUUUAACCCCGCGCCAGGUCCAGAAGUGACACCGCAAGAACCAUUGGAUCUUCAAUCCAUCCAGGCCCUGUUCAAGACACCUCAACAUGAUAUAGCCGCCGAACUAUGGAAUAAUUACAUGGACAAGAACAUGAUGGAGAGCUCUGAAGAAUUGCCACCCCCGCGAUUGGCAAAUCUUCUUUCUUCAUCUCCGCAAACCCCAGGUUCAGGGAGAACAAGCCGGAAUUCCUCUGCUAUGAGACGGUCUAUCAGUUGUGCAGCGGAGUGGCCUACUUCUCGGGCAAAGAGGAGGCGGGUUAACAGACAAGCUCCGGACUCCGGGCGAGGCCUCUUCUCGCGGGCAAACAGCAACGUGUUGGAUUCAGGGAACUCUGGGAAAGGCAAAUCGUCCCGAAUCAAUUUUCUGAUAGAAAAGAUCGAAAAGAGCCUCCACCCACCGCGACCUGCUGAUGUAGUGCCGCCGAGAUCUUCGCCUCUGCGACAACGUAUCGACGCCGAACGAUGUCGAUCCUCCUCCCCUACCAUGGAUCGAAAGGGUCUUGGGGGCUCUGAUGCUGCCCAGGCGUCUGUUCACGCCACAAACCGUGAGGGCUUAGGACGUGCUCAACUCCCAGUACUUCCCGAGUCUUCUUCAGAGUUUGGAGAUGAUGACCUCGAUCAAGACCUGAUGGAUCUGGCUGAUGCCGCUGCAGACCAAUUUAUUACACCAGCACCAGCACCGCUAAGCGCUGAUGAAUUCGGGUCACUCGGCCCUUCAAGCUGGUCCAAGAUUGCGGCCGAGAAGCCGCAGUCAAGCUUUGGGAAACCGCCGACAAUUGACCAGAAACUACCCAUUGUGAAUAAGAUAACGAAUAACGAAACCAAUGUUGACGCCUCGGACGAGUUCGAUGAUGAAUUUGGGGACUUCGGGGAGAACUUCGAUGCGAUCCUUGCUGAAUGCGACAAGAAGCAGAGCACCCAAGGACAGCUGGCUGUCAAGACGGAGCUUGCUCCUAUUGCCCCUCCGGCGGGGGAUGCCUCUUCCCGUGCCGUAUUGAAUCAGGACGCCCAAGCUGAGGCUGCGUUCUCGGAAGAUGAAUUUGACGAUGACUUUGAUCUCGAUGAGAUCGAGCAAACCAUGAAGCAAACAGGUGCCGAUAGAGCCUAUAAUUUACAAAACCGCCAAGCUAUCAAACGGUAUUCAAUUGUGAACUUCGCUGAAGGCACCUAUGUUUGCCCCAGAGGACGUACUCAGCCUGAACAGGUUUUGUCAGUUGAAGAUGAGAGGACUGGGGCGCGCAAGGUGAUUCUGCUGCGAGAAUCAUGGUUCGAUACGCCUUGCAGUAAAGGAUCAUCUGUUCACUUAGUCGGUGAUUUUGAUGCCUCUGGACAGUGUGUCAUAGACAAUACCAGCAACAUGAUUAUUUUGCACCCGGACCACCUCAUCUCCGCUACAGUGGUGGCAGACUCGAUUGAUUGCCAGAGAAGAGCUGUGUUACAGGAUCGCAUCAAGACCUUCAGUCAACUUGAGCAACCUCAGCUGUUCGGGACCCUUUUCCACGAAGUGUUUCAAGAAGCAUUGAAAGCGAACAAAUGGGACUUGGUCUCGUUAAGAUCUCUUGUAGAAGGUGUCCUGGUGCACCACAUCGAGGAUCUCUAUGCUAUCAAUAUGAGUGAGAAAGAAGCCGCGGAGACUAUCAUGAGCAAGGUUCCCACCGUUCAAGCUUGGGCGGAGAUAUUCCUUCAUGGCAAACCACAGGCCGACUCAUUGGUGGAAGAUCGCCAUGGAGCAAAACUCAACUUGAGCAUAAGCCGUCUUCUUGAAGUCGAAGAGCAUAUCUGGUCACCGAUGUAUGGGCUGAAGGGUAAUAUCGAUGCCACUGUACAAGUGACAUGUCAAGAAGAUGAUGGGCAGAAAAAUCUUGUCAUACCGCUUGAAUUGAAAACUGGAAAACGAGAUACAAAUCAUAGCCACAGAGCUCAAACGGCACUUUACACCCUUCUUCUCUCAGACCGUUAUGACGUUGAUGUAACUUUCGGACUUCUUUACUAUCUGGAGACUUCUCGGACUUUGAGCAUCCGUGGUAUUCGUCAUGAACUUCUCCAGAUGAUUCAGGUUCGCAACCGAUUGUCAGUCUACGUCCGAGAAAGAGCCCAGCUUCCCCCAAUGCUGAAGAAGCCGCGCAUGUGUACUAGAUGCUAUGCCAAAACCCCAUGUCUCAUUUAUCACAGGCUUAUGGAGGACGGCAACGGCGAAACAAGUGGCUUGGGUGAUGAUUUCGAGGCCGAUACAAAUCAUCUGACAGAAAAGGACCGUGAAUUUUUCCAAAAAUGGGAUAGCCUUCUGACUAAAGAGGAGGGUAACCUCAUUAAGUUCCGACGAGAGCUGUGGACUCUUCUGAGUAGCGAGCGAGAGUCUUUGGGCCGAUGUUUUGGGGAUGUCGUGAUUGAUCCUCAGACCAAGUUUGAAGAUCACAAGGGAGCCAAGAUCAAUCGCUACCGUUACACUUUUUGCAAGAAGCAGGCAAAUCCCAACUUCUCAUUCGCAGAUUCUCAAAUUGUCGUUGGUGAGCCUGUGGUGAUUUCCGACGAGAAAGGCCACUUUGCUCUCGCCAAUGGCUAUGUCCUGCAUGCAUCAGGGAAAUCGAAAGGGAACGAGCUAGCCGAAAUCGAAGAUCCUUACGAACAAGUGACGUAUCGUAUUGACAAGGAUGAGUUCAGCAAUGGCAUGGCCAACAUUCGGAAUAAUCUCGUUUGCAUGAUGGACAAGGAUCUCUUCCAAGCAAAACACUUGAGACGACUCAUCAUCCAGAAUGAAGCUCCUGUGUUCAAGCAACCAUCCUCUGCAUGCACCAUGGCUGACCAAGCAAGUCUUAAUGUCGACCAGAGGCAAGCUGUCAAGAAAGUCAUGAGUGCCCGGGACUAUGCUUUGGUUCUCGGCAUGCCAGGAACUGGGAAGACAACGACUAUUGCCCACCUCAUCCGUGCACUUGUCGCGCAAGGCAAGAGUGUCUUGCUUACAUCCUACACACAUACCGCAGUGGACAAUAUCUUACUGAAGAUACGGGAUGACAACAUUCGUAUCCUGCGGCUCGGUGCAGCUUCCAAGGUCCAUCCAGAAGUGGAAAAGUUUGCAGAUCUCGCAGCAAUUCCCAAGAGGACAGUCGAAGAACUCAAAGACUCUUACGAAAAGUCGCAAGUUGUUGCCUCAACUUGCUUGGGUAUUAACCAUCAAAUCUUCAACCAGCGCAUCUUCGAUUACUGCAUUGUGGAUGAGGCUUCACAGAUCACACUUCCUGUUUGCGUUGGUCCGAUACGCAUGGCCAGAACUUUCAUCCUGGUCGGUGACCAUUUCCAGCUUCCGCCGCUUGUUCAAAACAAAGAGGCCCAAGAGGGAGGUCUUGAUAUCAGCCUCUUCAAGCUACUCUCUGAUACUCAGCCCGAUUCAGUCGUCAAUUUGGAGCACCAAUACCGUAUGUGUGAGGACGUAAUGCUUCUUUCGAAUGAACUCAUUUACUCUGGUCGUCUGAAAUGUGGCACUCCAGAGGUUGCCGCCCGCUCACUUGAUAUACCCAACAUAUCAGCUCUUGAGCAAUUUCAUUCCAGUGAUACCUGUUCUUCUUGGGCCUCUCACAACGGUGCGAUGUGUCCUGGCAUGGGCUAUGGGAAGUGCUGGUUGAACGAUCUCUUGGCACCAGCAGCCAAGACACGUCUUGUCAACACAGAUCCGCUUGGGACAGCAGCUCUCGAGGUGGCUCAAGGCCAACGGAUUGUCAACCCGAUGGAGGUCUCUCUUUGCUCCCAGCUCGUGGAAUCAUUCAUUGCCUGUGGUAUUCCAGCUCGCAACAUCGGUGUCAUCACAUUCUAUCGCAGCCAACUUUCCCAACUACGCCAGAGCCUGCGUCGAUACGCCCCAGACCUAGAAAUGCACACAACAGACAAGUUCCAAGGCCGUGAUAAAGAGAUCGUGAUACUCAGCUGUGUCCGUAGCAACGCUGAAAGCCAUGUUGGUGAGCUACUUAAGGACUGGCGUCGAGUCAACGUUGCCUUCACCCGCGCCCGUACCAAGCUUCUUGUGCUCGGCAGCAGAUCAACCCUCCGUGAUGGCAACGACCUUUUGAAAAAAUAUGUCCGGCUUAUGGAAGGAAAGGACUGGGUCUACAAUCUGCCUCCGAGCGCCGCCGAGAAUCAUGUCUUCCACUCGACCAUACUGGACUCCUCGCAGAUACCCAUUUCUCCAAGUGCAGCCAAAGCACUUAAAUCACCAGGCAGCAAGAAGAGUCCGCCGAUCAAGCCUGAAGGCCAAGUCCGUCUACCGCUCAGCCCACUUGGUUCUGAGGGAAAUAGAUUAGGGUUGCGGAAACCGGCUAAGAAGGGCCUGAAAGUACAUGACAACAAGAUUCCCACAAAUUCACCCAUCACGCGGGACUUGAUAAACGAGAUGAAAGGUUGA
Penicillium chermesinum is the source of this 4764-nucleotide messenger RNA. RefSeq names its product bifunctional ATP-dependent DNA helicase/ssDNA endodeoxyribonuclease DNA2. Gene Ontology annotation, molecular function: single-stranded DNA helicase activity; 5'-flap endonuclease activity. The record is from RefSeq and is a predicted model, not a curated record. The coding region runs from base 1 to 4764 and encodes 1587 amino acids. Gene Ontology annotation, biological process: replication fork reversal. Gene Ontology annotation, cellular component: cytoplasm. The transcript is spliced from 7 exons. Lineage: Eukaryota; Fungi; Ascomycota; Eurotiomycetes; Eurotiales; Aspergillaceae.